ACUGUUGACUUAAGAGCACGGUGAGCAGCAGCAGGUGAGCACUGUCCUGCUGCUUGGGCCACCAGAGCUGUGCAACACGCUCCUCACCUGGGGAAAGGAAUCAGGGAGUGCGUCACAUCGAGCCAACAUGCGUCAUACCCUUGUCUGUGGGCAGGGACACGGGCCAUGUCCUGGGGGGCUGUGGGAGGAGCACAUCUCCAUGGCCAGCCCCAAGGAGUUGUGGGCAGAGCAGUGGGACCAGGACAGGAGGGCCACCAGGCUGCCCAGCUGCAGAGAAGGACAUAGCCACUGACAAGGAAUUUGAUGCAUUUCAAGAUUAAGCUACAGUCUUCUUGUGUUUGAGUGUCACCGUGUUAAAAGGGAAGUGUGUGGGGAAGCGAUGAAGGCGAACGUGCACCAAAGUCCAGUGUGAAGGAGAAAAUCAUUAGUUCUCCCACAGCCAUGAGCCAGCCAACUCCAGCCACCAUGGAGCCACCCGUGCUGCCAGGGGAGACGAAAGCUGUCUUUGGGGUGGCAGACAUCAUCGUAGUGGUUUUGUAUUUCAUCUUUGUCCUCGCUGUUGGAAUAUGGUCAUCGAUACGGGCAAGCCGGGGAACCGUUGGAGGUUAUUUCCUUGCCGGACGAUCCAUGACCUGGUGGCCUAUUGGAGCAUCACUGAUGUCCAGCAAUGUGGGCAGUGGCUUACUCGUUGGACUGGCGGGCACCGGAGCAGCUGGGGGUCUUGCUGUUGGGGGCUUUGAGUGGAAUGCUACCUGGGCACUGCUGGCUCUUGGCUGGAUCUUUGUACCUGUUUACAUCGCAGCUGGAGUGGUUACCAUGCCUGAGUAUCUGCAGAAGAGAUUUGGAGGGCAGAGGAUACAAAUCUACAUGUCUGUGCUGUCCCUCAUUCUCUACAUAUUCACCAAGAUAUCUACAGAUAUUUUUUCUGGAGCAUUAUUCAUCCAAAUCUCUUUGGGCUGGAACCUCUACUUGUCCACUGUGGUCUUGCUAGUUGUGACUGCUGUCUACACUAUAGCAGGUGGUCUAACAGCUGUGAUAUACACAGAUGCACUGCAGACCUUGAUCAUGGUACUAGGAGCUUUGGUCCUCAUGUUUAUAGGAUUUGAAAAAGUUGGCUGGUAUGAAGGACUUAAGGAGAAAUACAACACAGCUAUACCCAAGGUCAUAGUCCCAAACACAACCUGUCACCUCCCACGUGAGGAUGCCUUUCAUUUGUUCAGGGACCCAAUCACAGGUGACAUUCCUUGGCCUGGCCUCAUAUUUGGCCUCUCCGUGCUGGCUCUUUGGUGCUGGUGCACUGAUCAGGUGAUAGUUCAAAGGUCUCUCUCUGCCAAGAACCUCUCCCAUGCCAAAGGUGGAUCAGUGCUGGGAGGAUAUUUGAAAAUCUUCCCUAUGUUUUUCAUUGUCAUGCCAGGAAUGAUCAGCAGAGCUCUUUACCCAGAUGAAGUGGGCUGCGUGGACCCAAGCAUCUGUAGAAGGAUCUGUGGAGCUGCAGUGGGUUGUUCCAACAUUGCCUACCCCAAACUCGUGGUAGAGCUCAUGCCUGACGGGCUCCGGGGUUUGAUGAUUGCCGUGAUGAUGGCAGCCUUGAUGAGUUCCCUCACCUCCAUUUUCAACAGCAGCAGCACUCUCUUCGUUAUAGACAUCUGGCAGAGGAUCCGUAAAAAUGCUUCGGAGCAGGAGCUGAUGAUUGUGGGCAGAGUCUUCAUCCUCAUCCUGGUAGUCAUCAGCAUCCUCUGGAUCCCCAUCAUUCAAUCAGCCAACAGUGGCAAGCUCUUUGACUACAUUCAAUCUAUAACCAGCUAUCUGGCUCCACCAAUCUCAGCGCUCUUCAUCCUGGCCAUCUUCUGCAAGAGGAUUAAUGAGCCUGGUGCUUUCUGGGGCCUCGUGUUUGGGCUGGCUAUUGGUCUCAUUCGGAUGAUCAUGGAGUUUAUUUAUAGCGCACCAUCCUGUGGUGAGGAGGACAGAAGGCCGGCUGUGCUGAAGGACCUGCACUACCUCUACUUCGCGCUCAUCCUCUGCGUCCUCACCGCCAUUGUCAUUGUCCUCAUUAGUCUCUGCACCCCUCCGAUCCCUGAAGAAAAGCUUGCUUGCCUGACGUGGUGGACGAGACACAAAAAAACUCCUGACAUUGACCUGAAAAAUUACAAGAGCGAAUCAGCACAGAUAAACCCAGCUAAUGGAGAGCAUGACUUGGUUGAAAGUGCUGAUGCAUGCAGUAAGGAGGAGGCAGUACCCAAGCCUCCCUGCUGGAAAGCACUGUAUCUGUGGUUCUGUGGUCUGUCCCCCAGCCCUGCACCAACUCUGACCCAGGAGGAGAGAGCUGCCCUGGAGCGCAGACUUACCAGCAUUGAGGAGAAGCCUCUCUGGAAGGCUGUUUGCAACGUUAACGCUCUUCUCCUGCUGACCAUUAAUGUCUUUCUGUGGGGAUAUUUUGGCUGAGAUGGGGUUGGGCAGUGCAUGGCUUUGGUUUACUACGGGUUUUCUCAUCCUCACGUCUGAGCCAGAGGCUUUGGGUGACAGAUUCUGGUGAUGGUCCCCAUGUGCCUGGGCAUGGCCCUUCCCCAAGGUACUGCUUGCUGGAUAUACCUGUGGGGCUUGGUGGUGCCAUUCCUGAGCCAAGGAGUGACCAAGACUCAAACCUGGUUGCAGACAAGAUACAUGAGAAAGCACAUGGGUUGAGCCAGCAGGGCUGGGGUCAGCUUUAGAGCAGAGCCAAACCUGUCAGGGAGCAAAUGUCUGGAAAGCCUGGGGCCUUACUCCUCUCAUGCAACCCGACUGCUCCACUGCUUUAGGGGAAGAACUUCUGGCUCACAUUACUGUGGGGGAGGAGGCUGAAGCACUUCUUGCAGACUUUUGCAUGGCCAAAUUGAGAUAGGGUCAGGGUGUGAUCACUGAAUUAGUGACAAUCCAGGCUUCUGUAGCUACCCCAAACCUACACUGGACAAUCCCCCUUCCCCAAACCCAUAUUGGCAGCAGACAGACCCCCCCCCUGGCCUGUCCUUCUUCGCUCCCAGGUGAAUCCUGCCUUUAACAGCAUUACCAGCAAUAAAAGUGCCUUAGUAACAAAGCCAAUUUUGACUCCAGGUUAUUGUGGCUAUAUAUCCUGCACUGACACACCAAGGUCUCCCUGGGACCACCAUGUCAUAGCUAUGGGAUGGAAAUGAACACUCCUCCAUGGGCCGGGUCACUUGGACUCCAGGCCCCUCCGCCUCCCCUUGGGAGUACCAUGAAACAUGUUACAGCCAUCACAUUUUAAACCACUUUGUGAAGAAAAGAUGGAAGUACCCACUGUUAAUAACACUGCAUGAUGGUUAGGACCUGAAAAGCCUAGAGAAGAUUAAAAAUCCCCAUGAGGUCGUGACCCUUUACUCCACUACAUCCAAACUUCCAGGCAUGGGCUGUGUAGAGAGGUAAGGACACCCUGUGAAUCACAGUACCAUGAAGAUGAAAGAAUCACAGAAUAAUUGGGUUGGAAAGGAUCUCAAAGCCCAUCUACUUCCAAUCCCAGCCAUGGGUUGGGUGCCCUCAGCACAUCAGACUGCCCAGGGCCCCAAAAGCCUGAUCUUGGGCACCUCCAGAAAUCAAGUUACCAGAUGCAAUUAAUAGCUGGGUGAUGUCUAAUAAUAAUGGACACAUUUCUAAUACCCAGGCUCCCAUCUCCUCAUCUGAGGCAGAGGUGCUGAGGGCUCCUUAGCCACAGAGCCCCCCAGCAGCGCUUAGCUCAAUGCCUUUUAUUGUUUUUUUUGGACCACAUAUCCUGUAAGCUAUCAGAAAUGCACCACAGAGCAGGAUGAGGGGCAAGGGACAGUUUUUAAAAGCAUUUGAGA
This is a messenger RNA of Meleagris gallopavo (turkey), 3830 nucleotides long. Lineage: Eukaryota; Metazoa; Chordata; Aves; Galliformes; Phasianidae. The record is from RefSeq and is a predicted model, not a curated record.